CCGACUUCUCCCAUUACUUAGGUGUCUCCACUGAAGCGUGCGCCAGCAUAUGGUCACCGCCACACAAAGCUAGAGCAGGAAGCCACAAGCGCUGCGCCUCCACCCAUCUUUCAUUACGCUUCUAUCUAUCUCACUGGCUCUGACCAAACCCCCCCCCACCCCCAUCUGUUCAGCAGGCCAGCUGGCUGCUGUCAGGGUGUCACUUUCCUGGCUCAGGAGGAGGCGAGCAUGAAGUGGCGUUUUUAUUAUCAUACGGGCACCUGUCCGUGGGACAUAGUGAUUGUGCCUCGCUGGGAUUCCAGGUGCUCCAGGGAGCUCGCCGUAGUCCACCUUUAGAGGCUAAGGAUGGUGCUGCAUCGGGCCAUCCAGGCAGCUCGCGAUGCAGACCUGGCGGUUCUGAGGAGCAUAGCGUCUGCCGGUCAGCUCUCCCCCGCUAUCAGCGACGCCCAGGGUGCCGGCCCUGUGCACCACGCCGCCAGGUGUGGGCGCCUGGACUGCCUGCAGUUCCUGGUGAGUGACCUGGGGCUGCCAGCCGACUCUAGAGCCUUAAACGGGGCCACGGCAGCACAUGAUGCGGCAGCGACUGGGAACGUCCGGGAGCUGCAGUGGCUUGUGGACCAGGGAGGCUGCAGUAUUGAGGACCGGGACGCUGCAGGGGCCACGGCUCUCCACCUGGCAGCUCGGUUUGGCUGCGUGGAGGUGACCCGGUGGCUGCUGUCCGCCGGCGGAGCGGCCAGCGUCGUGACAAACUGUGGAGCCGUACCGGCUCACUACGCCGCAGCCAACGGGGGUCUCACCUGUUUAAAACUUCUCCUCCAGGAGGCACCCAGGUGUGCCAACCAGCAGACGGGCAUGGGAGCCACGCCCCUGUACCUGGCCUGCCAGGAGGGGCAUCUGCACGUUGUCCAGUAUCUGGUGAAAGACUGUGAGGCGGACGUUCACCUGAGAGCCCACGACGGCAUGAGCUGCCUUCACGCUGCUGCUCACAUGGGCCACCAGGAUGUGGUGGAGUGGCUGGUGACCCGCACAGACGUGGGGUUGUCCUGCCAGGACAGAGAAGGAGCAACAGCGAUGCAUUUUGCCGCCAGCAGGGGGCACCAUUGCAUCUUGGAGAAACUGCUUCGCAUGGGUUCUAAAGUCCUCAAAGAUUUCUGGGGAGGGACCCCUCUUCAUGAUGCUGCAGAGAACGGAGAGCUGGAAUGCUGUAAAAUCCUGUUGGCCAAUGGAGCGAAACCUACCGACGAAGAUAUUGACGGCUUCACAGCAGCAGACCUAGCAGAGUACAACGGGCAUUCUGAAUGUGCCAGAUACCUUCGUGCCAUCGAGAAAAACACAUCCUAUGCUGAUAGAUCCAUUGAGGUUCUUACUCCACUAGAGGAGGACAUCAAGGUGAAGCCAACCGUGUUGUUUCCACGCAGCAAAGAGGACUACUACAGGAGCCUGAGUGAGGAGUACACAGACAGUCACAGCGGUGACAAACGCAUGGAUAGCUUGAAGCAACCGGAGUGCGAGGAGCCGCCACAGGCUAGGUACCCUCAGCCCACUCCAGCACCUCCGUCACCCUCAGCGUCGGAGAGAACCGCAGCAAGGCGGAUAGAGCAAGUUCAGAGAGCUGCAUCUGUUAUUAAAGGUUUUAAUCAAAUCAAGGCAGAGAGAAGUGUCCCUGCUGAUAAGACAACGUUUCCUGAUACAAACCUCCUGUCUGAGAGAAAACUGCUGGGCGACAUGAAGAACAUUAAAUCGCUGAAGGAGUCGGGGAUGUCAGGAGUCUUUGCUGGACAAACGAGCAAAAUGGUGGUCUUGCCCACUGAGGAGGCUAACCUGUCAGAUAUUGACUAUCUGGUGCCCACCCACGACGAGAAAGGUCACCCCAUAGCUGAGUGGAAGAGGCAAGUCAUGGUGAGGCAGCUGCAGGCGAGGCUGCUGGAUGAAGAGGAUCAGAGGAGGAAGGAAAACGGGAACCGAUAUGCCAAAGUCAGCUGGAGGUACUCCCAAGCCCACAAUGCCAUCCUGGGACCCUCUGGUGAGCUGCUGACUGAGGAUGACCUCAUCUAUCUGGAACAGCAGAUCGCCAACGUCUCCCUGCAGAGGAACUGCGCAGGUUACGAGCUGGAGCUGGCUCGCCUGGCCGAGGAGCUCAGGCACAUCCUCCCGGCUCCCAUAGUCAACAUCACCGUCAACACGCAGUUCAGGAACUUCAAGAGCCAAGUUCCCCUACCUGUGUGGUGUGGCCGGAUCUCGGGCAUCGUCAGAAGCAUGUCCCUGCUCAUGACCAACCUGACAGACCAGCCCUACUGUAAGAUGCCCAACACUGAACUCAUCACUGUGUUCUCUCAGGCCCCGGACAGACAGCUCACCAACAGGGUGCGCAGGGAGAGCAUCGAGGACGAGAUUAAUCAAUUCGGAGUGUCUGUGAGGACUUUGAGGUCAAAUUUUGAGAAACAGAGCACAUCUUUGUCUGAUCAACCCGAGGAAGCUAUCCUGUUCUGUCCUUCCACGCAGUUUGAAGACACGAACCUGGACAAACAGCUGAGGGACUUGAAGCCAGCUGCCGAAACAGACCAGCACAGUCACUCUGGUAACGAUGGCGAUGAAAAGGUUGCGGACGUUCAGGAAACCACCAGCCUCAGGAAGGAGCGCAUCGUAGUCCUGUUCCUGGGUCACUGGAAAAAGUCUGCCUACACAGUGACGCUGAAGGGCAGGGAUGCAGUCAAAAGGAAGAUGAGUAACGGAAACCCGGGGCCCGAUAACGAGUAUGGUUGCGUCCGAACAGACGACGCAGAAAGUGAGGAGUCGGUUAUAAUGAACAGUUCACUGGGACAUUUCUUUAAACAGAGGAGCGCCGUCAACAAGAUGCUGGGAAACUGGAGGAAGAUGAUCUCCAGUGUCCCUUCUAGACAGAUACGCAGGCUCCACAGGCAGAAGGCCCUCUUCUCCCCAGAGCAGUUCUUACCUCGUCUGGACGGGGUGCCGGUGGACUACGACAGCCUGACUCUGGAUCUCUUCAUGCUGGGCUACUUUCACAUCCUGGAGCUGGAUCUCCCAGUGGACGAAAGGAAAAUGAGGCACCUGCUGUGUUUCGAGGUUUUCGACCGUGUGGGGAAGUUCCCGUGGGAGACCAUCAGAGAGUUUCACAAGACAGUGGUACAGGACAUAGAGGCCGGGAACCGUGAGUGGAAGGACGGCUUUGAGGACAUUAAAGUGAAAUUCUUUGGAAACGCCGUGAGUGAAUGUGAAGACACGUCUAGUGUGGUGAAACACAGCCUGCCAGAGGUUAGACAGGUCCCCAAAGUCAUCGUUCAAACACCGACGCCCGAUGAGAACGUGCUCUACGGUGGAACUGACAUUUCCAGCUUCAGCAAUGAGGAAAUAUGUCAAUACAUCGAUCGCAGUUUUGCUUUCUGGAAGGAGAAAGAGGCAGAGAUCUUUGAUUUUGAGUAG
Molecule: messenger RNA, 3441 nt
Organism: Fundulus heteroclitus (mummichog)
Lineage: Eukaryota; Metazoa; Chordata; Actinopteri; Cyprinodontiformes; Fundulidae
Product: espin like
Exons: 11
Coding region: 346-3441 (1031 amino acids)
Biological process (GO): actin filament bundle assembly
Cellular component (GO): cytoplasm
Molecular function (GO): actin filament binding
Source: RefSeq, a predicted model, not a curated record